This is a messenger RNA of Pygocentrus nattereri (red-bellied piranha), 1499 nucleotides long. It is a transcript of the gene twf2b, whose product is annotated as twinfilin actin-binding protein 2b. Gene Ontology annotation, cellular component: actin filament; myofibril; cytoplasm. The transcript has 10 exons. The coding region runs from base 92 to 1183 and encodes 363 amino acids. The record is from RefSeq and is a predicted model, not a curated record. NCBI's taxonomy places the organism in Eukaryota, Metazoa, Chordata, Actinopteri, Characiformes, Serrasalmidae. Gene Ontology annotation, biological process: barbed-end actin filament capping; actin filament depolymerization; regulation of lamellipodium assembly. Gene Ontology annotation, molecular function: actin filament binding; actin monomer binding.
CCCAAACAGCAGUGGACACGACAGGAGGACACAGGGUGGGAUACUCAGGACAUAUCUGGACGCAACAGGAGUGGCAGAGAAACUGUGAGUGAUGUCUCAUCAGACGGGGAUCCAUGCAACUGCAGAUUUGAGGGAGUUCCUGGUAAAAGCGAGGAGAGGAGCUGUCCGAGUCAUGAAAAUUGUCAUUAGGAGCGAGCAGCUGGUGUUGGGGGCGUACAGAGAGCCCUCUCAGAGCUGGGACAGGGACUAUGACCCGUGCAUUUUGCCUCUGCUGGACUCAAUGGAGCCCUGUUAUAUCCUCUUCCGGCUGGACACCCAGAACCAGCAGGGCUACGAGUGGCUCUUCAUCUCCUGGUCACCAGACCAGUGUCCGGUGCGAUUGAAGAUGGUGUAUGCUGCCACUCGUGCCACACUGAAGAAGGAAUUUGGUGGCAGUCACAUCAAAGAUGAGCUAUUUGGAACCACACAGGAGGACGUGUGUUUCCAGGGUUACCUCCGCCACCUGUCCUCCUGCUCCAGCCCUGCCCCCCUCACCUCAGCUGAGCAGGAGCUCCAUCAGAUUAAAGCCACUGAGGAGGAGCGAAGACGAGUGGCUGCUCCGUCUGGGAGGGGAAAGGGGAAGACAGAAAUCAGCGUGGAGAGUAAGCACUCGACUCUGCAGGGUUUAGCCUUUCCUUUACAGGAGGAAGCUAAACGAGCCUUAGAGCAACUCAAACAAAGACGCAUCAACUACAUCCAGCUAAGGCUGGACACUGAGAGAGAGACGAUUGAGCUGGUACAUACCAAUCCCACAGACAUCCGCGAGCUCCCUGCCAGAAUCCCUGCUGAUGUCCCUCGCUAUCACUUCUUCAUAUACAAGCAUUCUCAUCAGGGUCAGAGCAUGGAGGCUGUGGUGUUCAUCUACUCCAUGCCUGGCUACAGUUGUAGCAUUAAGGAACGGAUGCUCUAUUCCAGCUGUAAGAACCGGCUUCUGGAAGAGGUGGAGAGAGACUACCACAUAGAGAUCACCAAGAAGAUGGAGAUCGACAGUGGGGAGGGCCUGACAGAAGAGUAUUUAUAUGAAGAAGUCCACCCGAAGCCACAGGCUCUGAAACAAGCCUUCACCAAGCCAAAGGGCCCUUCAGGGAAACGGGGAAACAAGCGGCUGAUCAAAGGAGCUGGGGAGAACGGGGAGGAGAGCUAAAUUGGAGACGCUCAAGGCAGGACGAAACCCCCCCCCCCCCCCCCCCCCCCACUACUUUUUCUCCUGUGGUCUGCUGCUGUCUGUCCUGUCUUUUUUCUCGCCUGUACUUGUUCUUGUUUCGUUCACCUCUUUUUCUUGUCUGAUAAACAAUUCUCUGUUGCCCACUUUCACCCAAGGCCACAAGGAUGUCCACCAAAACAUUCUGAUUAUUUUACACGUCACUGCUCAAAUGAAACGUGUCUCUGUACGUUUAAUCUGUAGCCUGCUAUGUUUUUUUUUUUUCCUUUUUUUUCUCAGAAAUAAAUAUUGGAACAAA